GUCAGCGUUCUUUUCUCUUCCAGAGCACGAUGGCGGACGACGCGACUCGGAAGGCUGUGUCGGAGAUCCCGCUGCUCAAGACUAACUCCGGUCCCCGGGACAAGGAACUCUGGGUGCAGCGGCUCCGAGAGGAGUACCUGGCCCUCAUCAAGUAUGUGGAGAACAACAAGACGGCAGACAACGACUGGUUCCGCCUGGAGUCCAACAAGGAGGGAACCAGGUGGUUUGGGAAGUGCUGGUACAUUCAUGACCUCCUGAAGUAUGAGUUCGACAUGGAGUUUGAUAUUCCUGUAACGUACCCGUCCACUGCCCCCGAGGUCGCCAUCCCAGAGCUGGACGGGAAAACGGCCAAAAUGUACAGGGGGGGGAAGAUUUGUCUGACGGACCACUUCAAACCCCUGUGGGCGCGAAACGUACCGAAGUUUGGAUUGGCUCACCUGAUGGCCCUGGGGUUGGGUCCGUGGUUGGCGGUGGAGAUUCCAGACCUGAUCUCUAAAGGACUGAUCACACACAGAGAGCAGCAGGGAAGCUGAGACCCCCCCCCUUCCCUCUUUGUGAACAUGUUUACUGGUGUGGUCCCAGUGAAGGCGCUGCUGCUGUUUGUUCUGAGAACCAGAAAACAGACUAAUGAUGUGGCUACCGACAUGUGACCACUCACUCUUCUGUUGCUUUAAAAGGCAAUGUUCCUGCGUUCACAUUCAAGUUAAACUCUGCAGAUGUCGGCUCAAUCAGAAAUGACCUUUUAAAUGUCAGUUGCGCAAUAACACCAUGUUGAAUCGCAGCCUACAUUCCACUAGAAAACGGGUGUUUUAAACUUCAGUGUUUGAGUUGACAGAAUGUUGCUCCUGUGUCAUCUAAUAAAACAUGUCUGAUACCUGU
Molecule: messenger RNA, 879 nt
Organism: Salvelinus sp. IW2-2015
Lineage: Eukaryota; Metazoa; Chordata; Actinopteri; Salmoniformes; Salmonidae
Gene: ufc1
Product: ubiquitin-fold modifier conjugating enzyme 1
Biological process (GO): protein K69-linked ufmylation
Cellular component (GO): cytoplasm
Molecular function (GO): UFM1 conjugating enzyme activity
Source: RefSeq, a predicted model, not a curated record